This is a messenger RNA of Meleagris gallopavo (turkey), 1910 nucleotides long. The record is from RefSeq and is a predicted model, not a curated record. Lineage: Eukaryota; Metazoa; Chordata; Aves; Galliformes; Phasianidae.
UUUAGAUAUUUUCAGGUAUUACUCAGCAGCCUUAAAAUUAGCACGUCUUCUUUCCUUGGAUUUUACUUUCCUCUGAAGGUUAAAUGCAGAACCUGAUGGAUGGGAAAAGCUACUGUAAUCUCACGGACAAGUUGUCCAUCUCUGCUGACACUCAGUGCAUACAGCUGCCCCGGCCUUUCUGUGCAGACCCACUGGUUAUGUUUCACAUGUACUCAGAAACACCAAACCAGGUCGCUUGCUCUGAAGAUCUGUCAUUCCUUCCUUUCGUGUCUGAGCAUUUCAUCACGGAGAACUUUUACAGUGAGCCCUGUGGCUUUUCCUACCAAAUACCCCACUGCAAUUACAAUAGGAGUGAGUACUCCUAUGGGCCAGCUUUCAUCAGGAAGAGGAAUGAGAGGGAAAGGCAGAGAGUUAAAUGUGUCAAUGAAGGCUAUGCUAAGUUGAGACAUCACCUACCUAAGGAAUACUUAGAGAAACGGCUCAGCAAAGUAGAGACUCUCCGUGCAGCAAUAAAAUACAUCAGGUACCUACAGUCUGUUCUGUACAGUGAUUCCAUGGCAGCAGACAAAAAUGUCAUGGAGCCACGCCAAGCAGCUAAAGCAAUUAACAAACAAAGCCAAUUUUUGAAGGCUAUCUAAACUGUUCCAAAUCAAGGGAACGAUAUCCUACAUGGGAGCCUGGUAGUCACUGCUAUGUUGUUAAUGAUGUGCACAUUCCUGAAACAUCUGGGAGCAGAUCACAGUACACAUUGAUACCAUCCCACAGAAAAGCAUUUUAGUUUUGCAUGUAGUAACUGUGCUUACAGAACUGUGACUGGAAAAUCACAUCUGAGUGGCCUCAGAUAAUUCAUGGAAAUUGGCAAGCACAUCAAAAAUUGUUACUGAACAAAAAAUACAAUACCUACAAGUGUGAAUUAAUUGCAUGUGCAAUCACAUUCUUUGUGCUUUGAAAUAAAAUAAAGUCUUUCCAGUGGUGAGGCUAAAAUUCUUUUAUUUUUCUGUAAUGUGACUGGUUUGCUCUCAUACACCCUUUCAUAGAAGUUUUUUUGUUCUUAUUGCCAGUGUUUCUCUUAGAAAGCGAGGAGGUCUUUAAAAAGGUUCCCAGGAAUGUUGUUCAAAGACAACAGGAUGGAUAAUUUAGUUUAAAAGUGGAAGGAAAAGGGGAGCAGUUCUCUGAAACAUUGUCACUGGACGUAGGAAGAGCAUGACAUCUUGCAAAUGCAGCUUUAUUCCUAUGAGUAAAAAUGUUGAACUCUUUUAAAACUGUUGAUUCAGCCUAAUUUCUAUUCAAAUUCUAUGGAAAUUCUUUUCCAUCAUUUCGUGCACUUAAAAAUUAGGACUGGUUACACAAUGUGAAGAGGGUUGGCAAGAUUCUGGCCUGGGAAGAAUUGUGUCCUGUGAAAGAAAUUCUUCUGGGAUCUUCUUCCCCUUAGUCUGUUUCUCUGUGUUAUCGAUGAUUUCAGCUAAUCAGUGUAGAACAGAUUUAUGCCAAGAUGGUGAAGAGAGUUUUAUCUUAUGAUUAGCAAAAUGUUCUUAACGCUUGCUGUGUGUCAGGGUUGGCAUUUAACAGCAAUUUGGCAACAUGAAAGCAGUUCGUCUCUGGUUACAGCAAAAUGUAGAGAAAACAAUUCCAGACUUUGUAAGAGUUGGCAGUCCUUAAUUACAGUCAUCCAUCCCUCUGUUCUCAUGUUUUAAUAGUAGUGAAUUGAAAAAUGCCUACUAAAUGCAAUUAAGUAUUUCCCUGUCCCCACUGCACAGACAUAUCACAUAUCGAGGUGUGAACAUUUGUUAAGGAGGAAUGAAGAAAAGUAGAGAUUAGCAGGAAGAUUUCUAUUUGAUUCUCUGACAUUUUGGAACAGGUUGCCUGAAGAGGUUGUGGAUGCCUCAUCCCUGGAGGCAUUCAAGGCCAGG